Molecule: messenger RNA, 1619 nt
Organism: Mandrillus leucophaeus (drill)
Lineage: Eukaryota; Metazoa; Chordata; Mammalia; Primates; Cercopithecidae
Gene: OOSP2
Product: oocyte secreted protein 2
Exons: 4
Coding region: 100-741 (213 amino acids)
Source: RefSeq, a predicted model, not a curated record
AAUCAAGAGAGUCUCAGCCUUUAGGUAGUUGACCCUGUGAUAAGUACAUCCUGUGAACUACCCAAAUAAGGAGGAAAACGAAGGCAGCUGAGCCAUGGGAUGCCAUAUAAAAAUCACUUAAACCAGUCGCCACUUCUUGUUUCCCGAGUCGUCCUGUGCUGGAGGUCUGCCCAGAUGGUCUCCAUGGCUUUAGAAGUCUUGAUGCUCCUUGCUCUCUUGAUCUGGACUGGUGCUGAGAACCUCCAUGUGAAAAUAAAUUGCUCUCUGGACUGGUUGAUGGUGUCAGUUAUCCCACUUGCAGAAAGCAGAAAUCUGUAUAUAUUUGCGGAUGAAUUACAUCUGGGAAUGGGCUGCCCUGCAAAUUGGAUACAUACAUAUGUAUAUGAGUUUAUAUAUCUUGUUCAUGAUUGUGGCAUCAGGACAAGGGUCAUUUCUGAGGAAACUCUCCUUUUUCAAACCGAGCUAUACUUUACCCCAAGGAAUAUAGAUCACAACCCCGAGGAAAUCCAUCUGGAGUGUUCUGCCUCUAGGAAAUCAGUGUGGCUUACACCAGUUUCUACUGAGAAUGAAAUAAAAUUGGAUCCUAGUCCUUUUAUUGCUGACUUUCAGACAACAGCAGAAGAGUUAGGAUUAUUAUCUUCUAGUCAAACUUGCUCUGAACUAAAGGAGAAAUGGAAACUUGAAGCUGGUAUUAUGUAUUUUGCAGGAAAACAGUUUUGUUUUUUCAUGGCAAAAAUAUAGUUAGUGUAUAUCUCUCCUGAAGUCUCUGGUUUCUAAAAACCCUACUUCAGUAAAGGUCCUGAUUAGUUGAUUACUGAAUGUGUAUUUCUAAAUAUUUGUAUUCAGUAGGGGUAUGGCUUAUUAAUUUAACAUUAUUAGGUAAUUCAUAUUAUACAUUUAAGUUUUUUUCUGUUCUGUGUAGAAGAUUCAGAAAUAUGUCUUCAAUGACAAUGACUUGAUCUAAUUGAUGUGAACCUCCAAUAAAUAUGUUCUAAUAUUUUUCAGGAAGAAUAAAGAAUAGAGAGAGACAUUUAAAUGUGUAGGAGGCAAAACUUUGAGCAUAGUGUAAAAUUUAACAUAUUAACUCUCAUGAAAGGCAAAACCCUUUUAUGUGCAGAUAUUUUAAUUCAUGUAGACUUUCCUAUUAAUCAGUAAAGUUGAAUCCUAACAAUAAUGCAAUGUGACUACCUAUUUAGAUUAUUCCAGAAGUAAAUUCAAUUUAUUUUCUAGAGCUCAAAUAACCACUCCCUUAACUGAAAUUUGAUGUUAGGUUUUCCUUUUUCCUCAGAAUGUUUUUUCCACACUCAAAAUGAUUGGUUGAGUUGGUUAAGCAAAGAGUUAUUCUGCCACCUAAAAGCAUUCAUUAAAUGAUUAUUUAUUAACACUUACUUUAUACAGCUUCCUUUCUUUAAACAGGGAGUCUAUAUGUGUAAUAUAUCCAAAAAUACUUCUAAUUUUGGUAGAUUUCUUAUAUCAAGGGUGAAAACUGAACUGUGCCAUUGGCUAUUCAAUAGUUUGUUGAAUGUAUGUUUUGGAUGCUACAUCCUCCUGGAAGCACAUUUUACCAAGAUAUUGGUUAUUAUUAUUUUUACUUAAAGUGAUACUAUUCCAUUUUGAAU